Messenger RNA from Ylistrum balloti, 3357 nucleotides. RefSeq names its product receptor-type tyrosine-protein phosphatase kappa-like. The coding region runs from base 1 to 3222 and encodes 1073 amino acids. The record is from RefSeq and is a predicted model, not a curated record. The transcript has 26 exons. Gene Ontology annotation, molecular function: protein tyrosine phosphatase activity. NCBI's taxonomy places the organism in Eukaryota, Metazoa, Mollusca, Bivalvia, Pectinida, Pectinidae. Gene Ontology annotation, biological process: protein dephosphorylation.
AUGGCGGAAGACAUCGAGAAAGUGGUGCCACUGCUGAUAUUAUUUGGGAUUUUGUGUGCUUUCUGCUCAGCUGAUGACUGUGUUGAUGGGAAGUUUGGAUGGAAGUGUAGAUUUACUUGCCGGUGUAAAAAUGAUGAUGUUUGUAACAAGAUUACAGGGGAGUGCCCGAAUGGUUGUCAAGAUGAAUACUAUGGUUCCAGCUGUCUGUUUGAAAAUGACUACAAAUAUACUGCAGACGGGAAGAACUACCAAGGUAACAUAGGAACUUUUUUCAAAGACGGAACUUUGCAUCAAUGUCAGGAUUGGAACAACUCCAUAGCGACUGCAUUGUUGGGAUUAUCUGGCAAGAAUUUCCCAGAUAAGGUAUUUCCAGGUCCCUACUGUCGUUUUCCUACUGGUGAUUCCAGACUUGAUACUUUUAACGGCAUACCAACGGAUCCAUGGUGUAGCUACGACUGGGAUUCAUUAAAAUUUGCUUCAUGUGGAAUAACAAGAAAGGAAGCAUGUGAGGUAGGGAGAUAUGGUCCCAACUGUUUGUAUGAGUGUCACUGUGCUGAUAUUACGUCAGACUGUAACCAGAAGACGGGGAAAUGUACCAGUGGCUGUCAUCCAGGCUGGAUUGGUGAACCAGGAUGUCAGACAAAAUGCCCUCCUGGAAAGUAUGGGUUGAUGUGUAAGGAAGACUGUGGCAACUGUAAAAAAGAUUUAUGUGACUUCGAAUCUGGGGUAUGUUCUGAGGGAUGCGAGGCUGGUUACCAUGGCGAUACUUGCAAACAAGAGUGCAGCCCUGGUACCUAUGGUGAAAACUGUCUGAGUACCUGUGGUAACUGUUUGGAUGGUAUGUCAUGUGACAAGCUAUCUGGCCAAUGUCUAAGUGGGUGUUCAGAGGGAUACUUGGGGGUGUUCUGUCAGACAGGCUGUUCUAGUGGCACUUAUGGCAUGAACUGCUCCAAGAAUUGUGGGAAGUGUAAGGAUGAGUCAUAUUGUCACCAUGUGGACGGGAGAUGUGUGUUGGGCUGUAGCCCUGGAUGGACCAGCUAUCUCUGCGACCAGGGUUGUGAUGAAGGCCUGUAUGGUCAGAACUGUUCCAACACCUGUGGCAGUUGUAAAGAUGAAGAACCAUGUGACAUAGAGACCGGAGAGUGUGUGACAGGGUGUGCCCCAGGAUAUACAGGCAGUAUUUGUGCCCAAGUGAUGAUCAAUAGUGCUGGUGCUAAUGCUGGUGCCACUGGUGGGGUUGUCGCAGGAACCAUCAUCUUCCUUGUGAUCAUAGCUAUCAUAGUAUUUAUUGUGUACAGAAAAAGGAAGUUUAACAAGACUUUGGAAGUCCAACAGAAAGAAAAGACCAACAAACUACCUGUUGAAGAAGAUCCCAUUGAGAGUACUAGGGAAACCGAUCAGCUGCUACGUGCAAAUGGUGUGGCGAGUUUGGAGCCAGAACGCAGUGAGGAGGAACCUAUAUAUGCCAAUGUAAACACACACAAACAGAGCAUGCCUGUCAAAGUUCAAGAUCUAUAUGACUACAUCAAACUUAACAAAGCACAGGAAUGUGACGGCUUCAAAAAAGAAUUUGCUGAACUUCCCCAUGGCUUGAUGGCUUUGUGUGAGGCAGCAAAGAAACCAGAAAAUAGGCCAAAAAACAGAUAUGGCAACAUCAUUGCAUACGAUCACUCCAGAGUGUUACUGGACCCUGGGGAGGAAUAUGCAGAUGAGGUCGGAGCUGAUUACAUCAAUGCUAAUUAUAUUGAUGGUUAUACAAGGGCAAGUGCAUAUAUAGCAUCACAGGGGGCAACAAAAGUGAUGUUAAGAGACUUUUGGAGAAUGGUAUGGCAGAAAAAGACCUGUAAAAUUGUCAUGCUCACCAAUGUCAUGGAAGCGUGCAAGAAAAAGUGUGAACAGUACUGGCCCGACAGUGGCAGUAUGAAGUAUGGGAGUAUUAAUGUGGAGAUCCUCGAUACAGCCGUGUUUACUGAUUUUACCAUCCGCACAUUUAAUGUCUCGCUGAACGAGGCUAGUCGGACUGUGAAACAGUUUCACUUCACAUCAUGGUCGGACCAUGGAGCACUGACCUAUCCUACACCGCUGCUUACAUUCAAGCGUAAGGUUGAAACAUACACACCAGAAAGUACUGCUCCAAUCGUCGUACACUGCAGUGCUGGUAUCGGACGGUCAGGGACAUACAUUGCCCUGGACUAUCUGAUGUACCAGGCUAAAGCUGAGGGAGUAGUGGAUGUGUUGAGAUGUGCCCAACUCAUGAGAUGUAACAGGAUAAACAUGAUUCAGACCUGGGAGCAGUAUGUGUUUGUGUAUGAAGCACUGUUAGAGGCUCUGAAGGCUGGAGAUACUACAAUACCAAACGACCAAUACAGACGGAAGUAUGAGGAAAUGUCCACCCUUAAGCCAGACCAACUUACAACUCCCCUGGAGGAUCAGUUCCAGGCAGUGCAGGAAGUCACCCAUACCAUGGAUACAGAUGAAUAUAAAGCAGCUAUGUUACCAGAAAACCUUGGUAAAAAUAGAGUCAAGAAUAUUUUACCAGCUAAUCGAUGCCGACCACACCUGUACACCCAAGUGGAGGGCUGUAAUGACUACAUCAAUGCCAUAUUUUUAUCUGGCUACACUCAUCGAGAUGCAUUUAUCGUGACACAGAUGCCUCUACCUAAUACAGUAGCUGACUUCUGGAGAAUGUUGUAUGAUUACAACUCCAACACUGUCGUCAUGUUGAAUGACUUUGACAGAAAUGACCAGACAUGUGCCCUAUACUGGCCAGAGGAACAUGGCUACACUGUGGAGUAUGAUCCUCUAAGUAUCGAACUACUGUCUUCCAGGGAGGUAGAUCCUAACGUUUCUGAACGCAUUUUCAAAGUAUGCAACCACAUGAAGGGAGAAGCCCGUGCAAUCAAACAAUUUCAGCUGAGGUCUUGGUCCGACUCUGAUAAAGUGCCAGACACUGCAGCUCUUGUCCAGCUUUUGGAUAUGGUUUGUGAUUGGUUGAAACAGAGUGGUAAAGGACCAAUCACAGUUCACUGCAUGAAUGGGGCCAGUAAGAGCGGUGUGUUCUGUGCUGUGAGUCUUCUACUAGAGCGGAUGCAACGUGACCAUGAGGUGGAUGUAUUCCAGACUGUGAUGGCCAUACGUACUAAUCGACCACAGUUCAUAGAGGACCUGGAGCAGUACAAUUUCUGUUACAAGAUGGCAUUGGAGUACAUAGACACCCAAUGAAGUUAAGAUGUCAUGUAUAUUUACAACAUCUUUCCAUGUGCAAUUCAACUCCUGCUAAACAGAAGUUCAACAUUUGACUGAAUUCCAAGAAUCGGAAAGAAAUCAACUCUGAUGAUUGUAUGAAAUCAUCUUCAA